ACAUAUUCAGUUCAACUCACAACGAACCUGUUCUCUGAACCACACUUCAACACCAAACCUAACACUAUAAACCCAAACCUACAUCCUACUACAUCCGCAAAGAUGCCUCACCAAACCUCCACCAACGAUCUCAAGUCCGUCCUCGACAGCCGCCCUUGCGAGUUCAAGAUCAAGGCUGGUGGUGCAACAUGGAAGGCCGUCGUUCACUCUGACCGCGCCGCAUAUGAUCGCGUCAAGGCCCAGCGCGCAAACUCUUCUGCGUCCAUGUCUUCGGGGAGCUCUAGCGGUGCUUCUUCCACCAAGUCGGCAUGAAGCUAGUUUUCGGCUCGUGUUCAACAAACUUGUCAGCGAUCUAGAGCAGAUGUCUUGGCGGGUCUGAUCGCUAUACAUACAGAUACGGGAUAAAAAGAGACGAAAAAACAAAAGACAAACGAAAAGAAUGACGAGAUCUUGCAUGGCGCACGCGCCGGCGAGGCAUUGAAACGAAAGGAUAUUACUCUGGCUUGGCGUUUGUGCGAGAAAGCGGGUUGCAUCUUUUAAAUACCCGGGAACUGAUUUUUGUUUAUUAUACAGCCUCCAUUUAUUGUUAUUAUUACUCAUUUACUUUUGCAUCAUGUUAUUGC
Messenger RNA from Pyricularia grisea, 623 nucleotides. RefSeq lists its product as uncharacterized. Lineage: Eukaryota; Fungi; Ascomycota; Sordariomycetes; Magnaporthales; Pyriculariaceae. Bases 103 to 312 code for a protein of 69 amino acids. The record is from RefSeq and is a predicted model, not a curated record. The transcript has 2 exons.